Messenger RNA from Asparagus officinalis (garden asparagus), 1706 nucleotides. RefSeq names its product protein ATAF2-like. Gene Ontology annotation, molecular function: DNA binding. Gene Ontology annotation, biological process: regulation of DNA-templated transcription. The record is from RefSeq and is a predicted model, not a curated record. The coding region runs from base 118 to 1257 and encodes 379 amino acids. NCBI's taxonomy places the organism in Eukaryota, Viridiplantae, Streptophyta, Magnoliopsida, Asparagales, Asparagaceae. The transcript is spliced from 3 exons.
UAUUUAAAACCUCCUAUUUAAGAAGAGAAGCACAGAGAGAUCAAACUCUUAUAUAAAAAAAAAAGAAUUCCCAACACGUUCAAGGGGCCAGAAAAAAUUUUCCUGCAGGGAGCAAACAUGGCCAACCAAGAAGACGAAUCGUCGCCUUUUGAAAUCUGCAGAGACAAACAUGACAGGGAUACAAACACAUUGCCUGUCGGUAUCGAAUUUUCUCCUUCAGAUGAAGUGAUCAUAACCAAAUACCUGAAGCCUAAGGUUCUCGGCGAUGAUAUCCCUUGCAAAGGCAUCAAUAUCGUCAAUGUCAAUUUAUAUGAUCACAGCCCGGUAGAGCUCGCAGAAACAUAUGCAGAUAAAGAGAUAAUGGGAAAUUGGUACUUUUUUACGCCAAGAAGAAGGAAGUAUGAGAAAGGAAGUAGGCCAGACCGAGCAGCGUCUGGAGGGUAUUGGAAGGCCACUGAUGCAGAUAAAUUUAUCAGGGUCAACAAAGGGAAUAAGGAGAUUGUAAUUGGGAAGAGGCAACGUUUGGAAUUUUGGGAGACUGCGAAUAGGAAGAUUGAUCCAGGGACGAAGACGAAAUGGUUAAUGAUCGAGUACAAGGUCGAGGAGUCGAAGCAGCCUAUCAAGGAUGGCAACAUGCUGUUGGAUGACUAUGUUCUUUGCAAGAUGUACCGCAGUCGUCACCAGAGCAAGAGGCCUGCGCCUGAUGCAGGUAACCCAAAUGACCCGCCACCGCAACAAAUCCAACCACCAAACAAAAUAGCCCGCAAUGAACAUAAACCCAAACCCAAUUUCGACCCUACUCAAGUCCAACCUGAACCAAGAAACUCGACCCAUAACUUACCGUCGCAACCUGCACCAUUGAACCCAAACCAAAUCUCUGAUCCCUCUGAUGAUAUCUUUGGUUCUCUCGAAGACAUUAUCCCUGACCUUCCUCCAUUUUGCGAUCAAUUGGAACAGGAUGGUAUUGGACCAGACGUUAUAUUACCUCCCCAAAAUUUUGAGCAAUGCUCAAUUCAAUAUGACAAAAUGGAUAACCAGCAGCAGAAUAAUUAUGCUAGGAUUCAAUUCACAGCUCAAAACUUUGUCAAUGAAAGUUUCCAGCCACAGUACUCCGACAUGCCACACUUUGAGCUUGGGUCGUCUUCGACCAUGAACCAGAUGAACAUAAUGGGAAACUCUCGAUGCAGUUUGCUUAAACCCACAAUAGGCAGCAAUGGAAUUAAUGCAGUCAUAAAGGAGUUUUUAGCUUUACUUUGAAUGUGGUGUGAAGAUACAGACUGAUUCAUCUUUCCUGUUACUUAAUUACUCAUUAGUUUUUUUUCGUAACUUUAUUUAUUCCUUAGUUCAGAAAAGAAAAGGUAGCUUCUUUCUAUUUCUAAAUUUAGAAUGUUAUAUAUACAGCAAUGUAUAAUUCAAUGAAACCUACUAGCUCAUUGAAACAAUGAUCUCGUUGCCUGUUUUGUUAUCGCUAAUUGGUGUGGAUGACCAUUGUGAAAAAAAUGGCACAAGUAUCUCAUAAAAGUAAGCUUCUCUAAUGCCUGUUCAUCAUAGAGGAAUUAUUCGACCUUUUCCCUGCUUCUAGAGUAAAAUUUUUGAAAGUGAGAUGGAACUUUCAGGCUCCAGGUUUCAUGGCCAAUACAGUAUAUGUUAGUGUUGUAGGCUGGACUAUUAGGUUUUAUACCUACUUGAUCUUGUUUCACACAGAA